AACGCGCUUACCCCUUCUAGCCACGCAGACACGCCUCGAAAUCAACAAAUCCUAGGACGGGCAAGCCUCCCCUGUCUGCCAAAUUUCCCCCACCUAUUUUCUUCCCCCCAUCGCCAAACCAAACUGCACGUCCUUGUCUUCGCUCUCAUAUUCCCGCUCCCGAGUCUCCGUUCGUAAAAGCCUUGUCUGGCCUGUCUUGCCGCCUGCGUCUUUGCUGUGCUGCUCGUGAACUCCCUUCCUCUCAAACCUCCCAUCACUUAAUCCCCAAUCACAUCUUCCCGCCCGCAACCAUGCGUGAGGUCAUUAGCAUCAACGUCGGCCAGGCCGGUUGCCAGAUCGCCAACUCCUGCUGGGAGCUGUACUGCCUCGAGCACGGUAUCCAGCCCGAUGGCUACCUCACCGAGGAGCGCAAGCAGCAGGACCCCGAUCAGGGCUUCAGCACUUUCUUCUCCGAGACUGGUCAGGGCAAGUACGUCCCCCGUACCAUCUACUGCGAUCUCGAGCCCAACGUUAUCGAUGAGGUCCGAACUGGUGCUUACCGAAACCUCUUCCACCCCGAGAUGAUGAUCUCUGGCAAGGAGGAUGCUUCCAACAACUACGCUCGUGGUCACUACACCAUCGGCAAGGAGCUCAUCGAUGGCGUCCUCGACAAGAUUCGCCGUGUUGCCGACAACUGUGUUGGUCUCCAGGGUUUCCUCGUCUUCCACUCCUUCGGUGGUGGUACCGGCUCUGGUUUCGGUGCUCUCCUGAUGGAGCGUCUGUCUGUCGACUACGGCAAGAAGAGCAAGCUGGAGUUCUGUGUCUACCCUGCUCCCCAGACUGCCACCGCCGUUGUUGAGCCCUACAACUCCAUCCUCACCACCCACACCACCCUCGAGCACUCCGACUGCUCCUUCAUGGUCGACAACGAGGCCAUCUACGACAUCUGCCGUCGCAACCUCGGCCUCGAGCGCCCCAACUACGAGAACCUGAACCGUCUGAUCGCCCAGGUCGUCUCUUCCAUCACCGCCUCUCUCCGCUUCGAUGGCUCCCUCAACGUCGACCUGAACGAGUUCCAGACCAACCUGGUUCCCUACCCCCGAAUCCACUUCCCUCUGGUCGCCUACGCCCCCGUCAUCUCGGCUGCCAAGGCUGCUCACGAGGCCAACUCCGUCCAGGAGAUGACCAUGUCUUGCUUCGAGCCCCACAACCAGAUGGUUAAGUGUGAUCCCCGCCAGGGCAAGUACAUGGCCACCUGCCUCCUGUACCGUGGUGAUGUCGUCCCCAACGACGCCCACGCUGCCGUCGCUACCCUCAAGACCAAGCGCACCAUCCAGUUCGUCGACUGGUGCCCCACUGGUUUCAAGCUCGGUAUCUGCUACCAGGCUCCCGAGAACGUUCCCAACGGUGAUUUGGCCAAGGUCAACCGCGCUGUCUGCAUGCUCUCCAACACUACCGCCAUUGCCGAGGCCUGGUCUUCCCUGUCUGCCAAGUUCGAUCUCAUGCACUCCAAGCGUGCCUUCGUCCACUGGUAUGUCGGUGAGGGUAUGGAGGAGGGUGAGUUCUCGGAGGCUCGUGAGGAUCUCGCUGCUCUUGAGCGCGAUUACGAGGAGGUUGCUACCGACUCCAUGGGCGAGGAGGAGCUUGAGGCCGAGUACUAGGCGAUUUGAGGAUGGAAAGACUGGAUUACCGUUCUGCUACCGGUUUUAGCCUACUCUCACCUACAGAGAAGGUGUAUUUUCUUUUUUAAAGGUCCCCAGCCAAAACGAGUUUUAAUGUCAAAAGAGACCCAAUCUGUAGAUGGCAACACCGUCUCUGUCUAGGUACAUACUUGUUUACAGUGACGUAUCUAAUAUUUUAGUUGAGUGAGCUUUGCUCGUGCGUAAUUUAUACAUAAUGUAACAGUACAGGCCACAAGGAUUAAAUGUGCGGUUCUUGGCGGGAUCCCUUGUCCUCCUUCCCCUUCGCUGUGGUAGUUGGCACAAUCGUCAACUCGGCCGGAACAAUAGUUGGAGGUACUUUAUAGACAGUAGUGGCGGUAGUAAUACAUAUUUCUUUACUCCGUAGAUAUUUUGCUUACAACCAGGCACCCAGACGAUGUCAC
This is a messenger RNA of Ilyonectria robusta, 2083 nucleotides long. Its product is annotated as Tubulin/FtsZ, GTPase domain-containing protein. The coding region runs from base 291 to 1640 and encodes 449 amino acids. Lineage: Eukaryota; Fungi; Ascomycota; Sordariomycetes; Hypocreales; Nectriaceae. The transcript has 7 exons. Gene Ontology annotation, biological process: nuclear migration by microtubule mediated pushing forces; microtubule cytoskeleton organization; mitotic cell cycle. Gene Ontology annotation, cellular component: spindle; microtubule; nucleus. The record is from RefSeq and is a predicted model, not a curated record. Gene Ontology annotation, molecular function: GTP binding; structural constituent of cytoskeleton.